AUGGAGACCAGAAUCGUCAUUUUGAGCGGUGGAACGGCCACAAAUGAUCUAGUCAACACCUUCAACGCGCUCUCGACGCAGAUAAACUACGUCUUGCCCAUUUCCGACAACGGAGGCUCGACGUCGGAGAUCAUCAGAGUCAUCGGCGGGCCAGCAAUAGGUGAUAUCCGUUCUAGACUCACACGACUCAUUCCCGAACACCAGCUGGGCUUAAAAGAUCUUCUCUCGUUCCGUCUCGACGCAGAUCCGAAAAUCGCACGGCUUCAAUGGAACGAGAUUGUCGAAGGGACCCAUCAGUUGUGGUCCAACAUCCCGCUCUCUACAAAGGAGAUAGUGCGGUCGUUUUUGGUGCAUGUCCAUGUAGAAUUGUUGAAACGGACUCGUAUUUCUGUAGCUGCAUCGAUUAACAAAAGUUUCCGCUUCGAGUUGGCCAACGUCGGGAACCUCUUCUUGACCGCUGUGCGGCUCUUCAUUGGGUCCUUGGACUCGGCCAUCGAACUCUUUACCAAGGUGACCGACAUCGACCACAAAAUCGGCGUUUUGCCGUGUAUAAACACCAACUUCACAUACCACAUCGGCGCGCUUUUGACCAAUGGCGCCAUCAUCACGGGCCAGUCGCAGAUCUCCCAUCCCUCCUCUGUGAGCGACAUAUAUCCGCCUCCAAUCCAUGAGACUCAUCCACUGACACCCACGGAUGUGCUUUCUGUCAACUCGGGAAUCAUCCUGACGCAUCCGGUGUCGGAGGAAUGGAUCGAAAGCGAUCUCGACAUGUCACUAUCGUCUGAAGAGGAAGGCAAUGUUCCUCUGUACACGCAUCCAGAGCUUAAGAAGUCACAAUUGCACUUCACCAAAGAUGAGAAAAUCGAGCCUCUCAAUUCGCCGAUCUCUAGAGUGUUCUAUAUCUCUCCCUACGGCGAGGAGAUCUGUCCUUCGGCGCAGACGAGAGUCACUACGGCUAUUGCGAAUGCUGAUGUCGUUAUUUAUUCUAUUGGUUCGUUGAUGACAAGCAUUGUGCCAAUCAUCAUUCUUAAGGGUGUUGGCCGUGCCAUUGCGCAUCAACAUGUGGGUUCCAAGAAGCUGAUUUUGUUCUUGAACGGGUGCGAGGAUCGGGAAACGCACGGCUUGGUCGCGUAUGACUAUAUCCGGAUUAUUUGCGAGCUGGCACAAUACUCGUUGGCAAAAUCAGGCCACAAGAGAAUUAAGGAGUGGAACAGAUUUGUGACGCAUUUGUUCUACAUGGAAGAUCCCAGGAUCGAGGUGGACGUGCACAAGAUCCUGAGCUUGGGGAUUGAGUGCGUUCGGAUCAAACGCCAAGCAACGAAUGUGGACCGUUUCGAUGCGCAAGAUCUCCAGGAACAUCUCAGAAACGUAGCAUGUGUGUAG
This is a messenger RNA of Australozyma saopauloensis, 1383 nucleotides long. RefSeq lists its product as uncharacterized. The transcript has a single exon. The record is from RefSeq and is a predicted model, not a curated record. Lineage: Eukaryota; Fungi; Ascomycota; Pichiomycetes; Serinales; Metschnikowiaceae. Gene Ontology annotation, molecular function: LPPG:FO 2-phospho-L-lactate transferase activity. The coding region runs from base 1 to 1383 and encodes 460 amino acids.